Molecule: messenger RNA, 561 nt
Organism: Symbiodinium sp. CCMP2456
Lineage: Eukaryota; Dinophyceae; Suessiales; Symbiodiniaceae
Source: the annotation of a GenBank genome assembly
AUGAAGUCAUACAAGCUGAUCUACUUCGACGCUCGCGGCGUGGCGGAGACGUGCCGACUCCUCUUUGCCGCCGCAAAACAGCCUUACGAGGAUGUGCGACUGUCCCUGACUUUCGGGAAGCCUGGGGACUUCAGUACCGUCAGCCGACCCGAAUUUGAUGACAUGAAAGCGAAGGGUGAUCUGGACGUCUCGCUGGGGAAGGUUCCUCUCUUGGAGGUGGAUGGCAAGAAGAUUGGCCAGUCCAAAGCCAUCGAGCGCUAUCUUGCUGCUGAUUUCGGGAUGAUGGGAGGCUCCAGUGUGGAGGCUGCCCAGGUCGACAUGCUGGGGGAGACUAUCAGGGACAUCAAGGAAGCCUAUCAAAAGGCCAAGGGCGUCAAGGAAGAGGAAAAAGCAGCAGCGCUGGAGAAGUGGUUCAAAGAGGAUCUUCCAGACUGGGUGAAGAAAGCGGAGAAGUCCAUUCCUCCUGGCUCGGGGCCAUUUCUGGUCGGAGGCAAGAUUUCACUAGCCGAUCUCCAAUGGUACAUGUUUCUGGGCUGUGGAGCGAUGUGUGGGUUGGCUUGA